AUGGCUUCCUACAAGAUCGAGCUCAAGACCUCCAACCGCGACUGCAAGUGCAGAGGAUCCUGCAAAGGAAACAUCGUUGACGUGCGUCCGCCCUCCUUCCGCGUCGUUGCUUUCCCCCGAGCUUUUCAAAAUACUGACGAACGCGUCCCUCUCAUCCCAGGGCCACGUCCGAGUCGCCGCAAUCUCCGAUCCCUCCGAGGGUCACUCCAACACGUACUGGAGGCACCUCGCCUGCAUGACCGAGAAAGUGGUGCGCGCUCCCAACCUCUCCUCCCCGCUCCGUCUCUUUCUUUCCACAAACCACUCGUGGCACGCGCCUUCGUGACACGCUCCUUCCACUUCUUUCAGAGGUCCAACAUCGCCGAGACGUACCCCGACCUCGCCGACAUGCCCGGCUUCGAGGAGCCCGGCAUCCGCGAGGCCUGGCUCUGUGCCGCCGCCCACGGCAACAUGGCUCAGGUCAAGGCCGCGUUCGAUGCCCAGCACUUCGACCUCGACGGCUUCGUGCCGCAGUCCCUGGAGGAGGUCGCCGCCGCGGCGCCGAAGGCCAAGAAGGUCCCCGCCGAGAAGGCCAAGAAGCCCGCCGCCAAGAAGGCAGCCAAGGCUUCCGCCGACGACAAGUCCGAGCCCAAGAAGCGCGGUCGCCCCAAGAAGAUCGUCACCGAGUCCAAGCCGCUCCCCAAAAAGGCCAAGGCGGCCAAGCCCAAGAAGGCCAUGGGCUCCCUCGGCUCGGACCCCUACGGCGUGGUCAGGAAGCCGGCUCCUCCCAUCUCCGACGGCGGGAGGAGGUCCGGCCGCAACGGCACUCCCGGCCCGGCCGCCGACGACAUCGACACCGACGCCUACUUCGUCUCCCCUUCGUCGCUCCCGGCGUAG
Molecule: messenger RNA, 876 nt
Organism: Micromonas commoda
Lineage: Eukaryota; Viridiplantae; Chlorophyta; Mamiellophyceae; Mamiellales; Mamiellaceae
Exons: 1
Coding region: 1-876 (291 amino acids)
Source: RefSeq, a predicted model, not a curated record